AUGUGUGGGGCGUUGCUGCCGGAUGUCUUGCUGCUGCUGAGCUCCUCUCGUCCCUACAUAAGAAAGAAAGCAGCUCUCUGCUGCUGCUGCUUCCUUUUAUAUUUGCUGCGGGAGCAGCAGCAGCAGCAGCAGCAGAAGCAGCAGCGCAAGUUGCAGCAGCAGCGCAUGCGUUUGAACUCCCCUUCUGCUGCUGCUGCAACCACAGCAGCACCACCACCACAACCACCAGCAGCAGCAGCAGCAGCAGCAGCAGCAGCAGCAGCAGAUGAUGAUGAUGAUGAUGAGAGCGAGAACUCUGUGCUGCAGCAGCAGCAGCAGCAGCAGCAGCAGCAGAUGAUGAUGAUGAUGAUGAGAGCGAGAACUCUCACAAACAGAUGUCGCUGCAGCAGAACAUGCAGCAGCUGCAGCAAUGACCCAAGACACAGCAGCAACAGCAGCAGCAGCAGGAGACGCAGCAACAGCAACCUCUCCCAGCAACAGCAGCAACAGCAGCAGCAGCAGCAGCAGCAGCAGCAGCAGCAGCAGCAGCAGCAGCAAUGCAACACCAGAGAUGCAGCUGCUGCAGCUCGCAUGCAAGCAGCUGCAGUUUCUUCUCUCCUCCCCCGACAGCAACAUUUGCUUCAUUUCUAUCGAUCUGCUGCAGCAGACGUUUAUAAAAAGGAGACAGUUGGUGCAGCCGCUGCUGCUGCUGCUGCCUGGGCUGCAGCAGCAAAUGCUACAGGUAUUCAACACCCACCUCCUCCUGCUGCUGCUCCUGCUGCUGAUGCUGCUGCUGAUGCUGCUGCUGCUGCUGCUUCUGCUGCCGCUGCUCCUGCUGCUGCUGCUGCUGCUGCUUGUGUUGCUCAUGUGGCUCUAGCAGCAGCAGCAGUAGCAGCAGCAACCGCAACACCAGCAGCAGCAGCAGCAGCAGAACUACCACCAGCACCAGCACCAGAUCCACCACCAGCACCAGCACCACCACCAGCACCAGCACCAGCAGCAGCAGCCACAGCAGCAGCAGCAGCAGCAGCAGCAGCAGCAGCAGCAGCAAAGGUGAAUGACUACGAGUUGAUAGAGGAUUUUGAGUGGUAUGUGGCGGUGCUGGUGGACAUUGCAUGCAACGGCUGCAGAAGCAGCAGCAGCAGCAGCAGCAGCAGCAGCAGGAGCAGCAGCAGCAGCAGCAGCGGGGAUGCAGCAGUUGCUGCUGCUGUUGCUCAGCAGCUGCUAGAUAUUUCUGUGCGUGUCCCUGAGGUGCGGCCCUGCAGCACACACCUGUGCAUGCUGCUGCUGGAGGCAGCAGCAGCAGCAGCAGCAGCAGCAGCAGCAAAGUCAAGGCUUCAAAGCAGCAGCAGCAGCAGCAGCAACAGCAGCAGCAGCAGCAGCAGCAGCAACAGCUUGGAGGUCUUAAGGGCCCUGCGGCAGCAGCAAAGAGAAAACCACAUCAGCAGCAACUCGCUUGAUGAUGCAUGCACUAGCAUGCAUAACAACAACCCCACCAACAGCAGCAGCAGCAGCAGCAGCAGCAGCAGCAGCAGCACACCGAGCCAGUCAGUGGAUCCCUCGUUGCGGCCGCAUGUACAGCGCGUGCUGCUGUGGGGUGCAGCAAAGGCCUUCUUAACCCUCAUUGCAGUAGCUCAGGGCAAGCUGCUGCUGCUGCAGCAGCAGCAGCAGCAGCAGGAGCAGCAGGGUAGCUGUUUCUGCUUAGCUCAGGGCAAGCUGCUGCUGCUGCAGCAGCAGCAGCAGCAGCAGCAGCAGCAGGAGCAGCAGCAGCAGCAGGAGCAGCAGCAGGGACCUGAAGCAGAAAGAGAAGCAGCAGCAGCAGCAGUACAGAGACUGCAGCACAAGGUUAAGGCAGCAGCAGAAGCAGCCCGCAGCAGCACGGACGCUGAGGUAACUAUUACUUCUGCUGCUGCUGCUGUUGCUGCUGCUGCUGCUCAGCAGCAGGGACCUGAAGCAGAAAGAGAAGCAGCAGCAGCAGCAGUACAGAGACUGCAGCACAAGGUGAAGGCAGCAGCAGAAGCAGCCCGCAGCAGCACGGACGCUGAGCUGCAACCGCCGCCUGAGCUUGACCUGGGGCGGCCCUUCAUAGAUGCUGCUGUGCUGCAGCAGCAGCUAGACGCUCGUUUCAAGCGGCAGCAGCAGCAGCAGCAGCAGCAGCAGCAGCAGCAGCAGCAGGGUGCAGCAGCAGCAGCAGCAAUAGACGGACAGCAAGACGGAGGCUGCUGCUCUCCUCUAUUCCAGCAGCAGCAGCAGCAGCAGCAGCAGCAGCAGCAGCAGCAGCAGCAGCAGCAGCAAACCCCUUGGGCCUCUGCCGGCAAGAAAAAGUUUAAUGUCAUCAGGAAGGCAAUCGCCCCGGACUCUGCUGCUGCAGCGCAGCAGCCUGCUGCUGCUGCUGCUGCAGCAACAGCAGCAACAGCAGCAGCAGCAGCAGCACCAGCUGCUGCUGCUGCAGGAGACGCACCGCGACAACGGCUACCGCAGCAGACAGCAGCAGCAGCUGCUGAAGCAGAAUCGAAUGCACAAAGCGUGCAGCAGCAGCAGCAGCAGCAAAUGCAACAGCAGCAGCAGCAGCAGCAAAUGCAACAGCAGCUGCAGCAGCUGUGGCAUUGCUGCGGUGGCGACUCCGUGCUGCAGCUGUUCUGCUGCUGCCGUUUGUCUUUAGCUGCAGCAGGAGGAGACAGGGGGAUCUUGACUGUCUCCUUUUGCUGCAGACAGCAGCAGCAGCUGCUGAAGCAGAAUCGAAUGCACAAAGCGUGCAGCAGCAGCAGCAGCAGCAGCAAAUGCAACAGCAGCAGCAGCAGCAGCAGCAGCAGCAAAUGCAACAGCAGCUGCAGCAGCUGUGGCAUUGCUGCGGUGGCGACUCCGUGUUGCAGCUGUUCUGCUGCUGCCGUUUGUCUUUAG
Eimeria mitis is the source of this 2880-nucleotide messenger RNA. RefSeq names its product adaptin, putative. The record is from RefSeq and is a predicted model, not a curated record. Lineage: Eukaryota; Apicomplexa; Conoidasida; Eucoccidiorida; Eimeriidae.